UAGCGCCCAUCAUUUCGCACACACGUUCAGCCGCGCUGGAAUUUUGUGUUCGCCUUAUUUGGAUAAAAGUUUGGUUGUUUAAAUUUUCGCGCUGAAUAACUGUAAAGUGUGUUAUAAGAUGGCUAAAAUUGGACAAAAUUACAAGAUGCUGAGAUGUUGCCUGUGGGUGGCGAUGCUGUUGGCGCCUCUGCUUGUCAGUUCGGCAGCGGUGAAAACGGUUCCGUUUAAAAAGAACGUGAAAACUUUCGACGAAUGGACGUGCAGUCAACCGCAACCGCGGGUCAUUCAUAUCGAAAAUCUGGAUGAGUAUGCGGCUCCUAAUGCGAUUUACUUUCCUCCGGCGUUGGUCAUCCACCAGUGCGACCAGUCGACCGGAUGCUGCAAGGUGCCUGGACAGGUGUGCAAAUCGCUCGAGUCGGCGGAAGAGAAAAUCCAGUUCGCCGUCAAGGCCGUCAGCACUUCCGGGAGCGUCAAUAAUCCAACAGCAGCCAACAAUAAUAAUAAGCGCAACAUUAACAGCAAACAGAAGAAAGAAAAGAAACUGAUGAUUAGUUUGACCAAUCACACUCGUUGCGAAUGUGUCGGGAAAAUCGAUCUAAGAAUCUAAUCAUCAAAAAGGAAUCCCGAAUUUGAUCCCGACUAUCGUGAGUGUGGAGCAGCCGUGUGGGAUAAUUUAUUUCUUACAUAAUUUGUGAUAUUCCAAGAAACAAAAAUCAUUGUCUCGUAGAAUUAAUUAUAUAAUACCGACUAAUUAUUUAUUCACGUUUAUAUUAUGUAACCUCUCCGUCCUGAUGAGCCUGUUUUCUCUUUUAUAGGAUGUUGCCAUAGGCGCUGAUUUUUGCUCUAUUUUAUACUCACAUGCUCAAAAAUAACCAAUCAAUAUAGAUUAGUCCUGGUGGACAGCGCAUAAGAAAAUUUCAUUAUUCCAUCUGUCGUUUCACCAGCAUCACUGGAUUUACAUAAUCAUUUGGAUCGGGUUAGAGAGAGAGAAAGAAGGAGGUCAAUCGGCACACACAGUUUGUCAGCUUCUCUUUUAUCUCUCAUCUGAUGUGUCUCCGUGCACUCUAUGGCCUUGUGUGACUGGCCGAUUGACGUGUGUGUGUCUGGACAAGACUGAAUUGAAAUUCUAGAGGUUCCCCUAGACGAUAUCACAGGCUAUCGGCUUCCUUGGCUACUUCAAUUUAUUGACUUGGCAUUCAAAUUCAUUUGCAUAUGUAAUCGGCACCGCCCCUUCGACUAUAUUUAAUCCCCCCCAAAAAAGUGAAAGAAUAGCUGAGCCAUUUUGGGCUCGAUAAAAUCAAACCGCAAUCCUAUAUAAUCAAAGAC
Daphnia pulicaria is the source of this 1326-nucleotide messenger RNA. RefSeq names its product vascular endothelial growth factor C-like. Gene Ontology annotation, biological process: hemocyte migration. NCBI's taxonomy places the organism in Eukaryota, Metazoa, Arthropoda, Branchiopoda, Diplostraca, Daphniidae. Bases 119 to 607 code for a protein of 162 amino acids. The record is from RefSeq and is a predicted model, not a curated record. Gene Ontology annotation, molecular function: growth factor activity. Gene Ontology annotation, cellular component: membrane. The transcript has 2 exons.